This is a messenger RNA of Ricinus communis (castor bean), 2464 nucleotides long. Its product is annotated as pentatricopeptide repeat-containing protein At1g11290, chloroplastic-like. Gene Ontology annotation, molecular function: protein binding; RNA binding. The record is from RefSeq and is a predicted model, not a curated record. Lineage: Eukaryota; Viridiplantae; Streptophyta; Magnoliopsida; Malpighiales; Euphorbiaceae. The transcript has a single exon. Gene Ontology annotation, biological process: RNA modification. The coding region runs from base 191 to 2044 and encodes 617 amino acids.
AUAGUAGACCAGGUCUACAUGAGAAGUAAAGUGACAUAAGUAUUUAUUUUAAGUACUAAUUUGUAUUAAAUGUCUCCUUCGAAUGAGUUCCCCAGGUUAUCCAAUGACAUCGUCGUUUGUGUAGUUACGGAUCUGUCUCUUAAUGUAACCAUGAUACAAUGGUAAAUUGUGAUAAAUUUGUAUCUCUGAAAUGGUUUGCAACUCAAUGAGCUUGCGAUUCUUUACUUCUCAACUGUGGUGCAAUCUACAGAGAGCUUUCAAACCCACCAAUCAUCUGCUUUCCCGCGCUUACCACAUUGCCAGCAACCCAGAACAAGAUUACCUCUAUCAGUACUACCAGACCUUUGAUUCAGACCUAUUUGCUCAUUUACUGCGAAAUGGGUCCUUUUCUAAUCCUUACUUUAUCAACAAAGUUGUCUCCUUUUGUGCGAAGUUUGCUUCUUAUGAUCUGGGUAUUCAAUUACAUUCUACCAUUAUCAGAAUGGGUUUUACUUCAAACGUACAUAUAUGCAGCGCUGUCGUAGAUAUGUAUGCUAAGUGUAGCGAAAUUCAGAGUGCUCAUGAAGUUUUCAACGAAAUGCCUGAACGAAAUGGUGUUACUUGGAAUUCGUUAAUCUUUGGGUAUUUGAAUGUCAAUUGCCCACAUGUUGCUGUUCAAUUGUUUGUCGAGAUGUUAGGUGCGAUGAGAGGUGUAACAUCAUUUAGUGUUUCGACUUGUCUUGUUGUCUGCUCCCAAUUAGAGGUUCGAAGCUUUGGAGCUCAGGUUCAUGGACUAAGUCUGAAACUUGGGUUUGAUAAUAAUGUUUUUGUGGGGACGGCUUUAAUUGACAUGUACUCAAAAUGUGACGGUGUUGAUGAUUCUUGGAGGGUUUUUGAUUAUAUGGUGGAUAAGAAUGUGGUUACUUGGACUGCUAUGGUCACUGCAUAUGCACAGAAUGAGCAACCUGAUGAAGCAAUGAUUUUAGUAAGAGAAAUGAUGCGUCUGGGUAUUAAGGCAAAUUAUGUGACUUAUAAUAGUCUUCUUAGUUCAUUUUCUGGUCCUAAAUAUAUGCAGUAUUGCAAGCAAGUUCAUUGUUCUAUAAUUCGGUGUGGUUUGGAGUGUAAUCUUUAUAUAGCAGCUACACUUGUGACUGUGUAUUCAAAGUGUACUAACAAUUUGGAGGAUUUUAAUAAAAUAUCCUCUGGUGUUCAAUUAAGUGAUCAAAUAUCAUGGAAUGCAGUCAUUGCUGGUUAUUCAAAUCUAGGAUUAGGUGAGGAUGCUCUUAACUGUUUCUGUGAAAUGAGGCAUGCUAACAUCAAAAUGGACUUCUACACAUUUACAAGUUUGUUAGGAGCAAUAGGGGCUUUUUUAGCUAUUGAAGAAGGAAGGGAAAUGCAUGCUCUUAUUGUAAAAACAGGGUAUGCUUCGAGUGUUUAUGUUCAAAAUGGGCUUGUCUCCAUGUAUGCAAGAUGUGGAGCUAUUGAUGAUUCAAAGAGGGUGUUUUGGUUGAUGGAGGAUCAUGAUGUGGUCUCAUGGAAUGCACUUCUAACAGGAUGUGCUCACCAUGGAUUUGGUAACGAGGCUGUUGAAUUAUUUGAGCAGAUGAGAAAAACUAAGAUCAAACCUAAUAGUACCACCUUCCUUGCUGUGUUAUCUGCUUGUAGCCAUGUUGGUAGCGUGGAUAAGGGGCUUGAGUAUUUUGAUUUUAUGAGAAGUGAUAUAUCACUCGAACCUCUUAGAGUAGAGCAUUACGCUAGUGUUGUUGAUAUCUUUGGUAGAGCUGGGUAUCUAAGUGAAGCUGAGGCCAUAAUUAAUUGCAUGCCUAUGGAUCCAGGGCCCUCAGUUUACAAAGCUCUGCUUAGUGCUUGUUUAGUUCAUGGAAAUAGAGAAAUUGCUGUGCGAUCUGCAAGAAAGCUUCUAGAGCUGUGGCCUGAUGAUCCCGCAACAUACAUAUUACUGUCCAAUAUGUUGGCAACAGAAGGCUAUUGGGACGAUGCGGCAGAUGUAAGGAAACUGAUGUGUGAUAGAGGAGUGAGGAAGAAUCCGGGUUACAGUUGGAUUUGACACAACAAAAGAGUGGUUUCUGUUGCACAUAUUAUUUACUUAAUUCAGUCCAGUCUGUGGAUGCAAUUAAUAGGCAGAUGAUAAGGAAAUUUUACAGGCAGCUGUUGAGAGGCUUAGGUAGAGUUUUUUCAUUUUUUUGUUGCAUAUGGGCGGUUAGUGAUUCAGUUGAGAGAAGAAAGCAAAAUAUUUUUCAUCAGGGCAGCAAUCUACAUUUCUUGAGAUCAUGUCUUCAUUAACAUUGUUAAGUGCUGCAUGCUGGAUAAUGCAAAUCUACAUUUCAUGAUUGGCUGAGGCAGGCAGAUACAUAAAAUAGUGGAUAACAUAACACCUUGGUCUAAUUUGCUUUUUCCAGUUUGUAUUUAGUUGACUGUCUGGUUAUUAAAUGUCAGAGUGGAUCAAAUCAACUUUAAAGCUUCCAAA